Lactuca saligna is the source of this 565-nucleotide messenger RNA. NCBI's taxonomy places the organism in Eukaryota, Viridiplantae, Streptophyta, Magnoliopsida, Asterales, Asteraceae. The record is from the annotation of a GenBank genome assembly.
AUGACUGAAGAAAGAACAUUUCCUGGUAGUUCUUGCUGGGAUUGUGGAAAAUAUGAAAUUAGAUUGAAAGAGAUAACUAAGAAAGGAGGUUAUGAUAAAGUUGAUGUUAUUGAAUCAUAUGAAGCUUAUGUAGAAGUCAUUUCAUUUUUGCUUUGUUUUGAUGAUAUUGAUCACAUACCUCUUGUUGUUGUUAUGAGAAGUAAUUUGAAAAGUAAUCGUCCAAUUACUCAAGAUAAAGUAAGUGUUGGUAACGUUAAAAUACAACGUUCAAUGGAGAAGCGGAGUCUAAUGAAGAAGUUGACUCCAAUGAAGAAGUUGAGUACAAUUAAAAAGAAGUUGAAUCCAAUGAAGAAUUUGAGAAAUGUAAAAAGAAUCAAAAGAUGCAUAAAAUUCAUCAAAAUAAAGAUUCAGCAAAAGGAAAAACCAUGAUGAACGAAUCUUUUCAAGGUCAUGAUAAUGAGAAGUCCUUAAAGCUAAUAUUUAGAGGGUGUUUGGCUUAGCUUUUGUGGGGCAAAAGUCCUUUUUGUAAAAGAACUUUUUGUAAAAGUUAUUUUUUAAAAUGUAU